UAUAAAUAGAGUACAGUAAACAGUAGCUAGAUCACUAUACAAAAAAUAAAGUAAAAGGUAAACUGCCUUGAAAUUGCCUGUUAAGUAUAGACUUGAUUACCCUUUCAGAUGAUAAAUACAAAAUCAUUAACAGAGUGUGCCUUACAGUUACAUAAAUCAAUAAAAUUUGGAAAAAGCUGUGUCAGAAAUCUUUCAGUGUCUCAAACAAAAAUGUCUGAUAUUGAAAAAAAAUUUGUGUUGCCCAAACGAUUCGAAGGAAGCGAGAAAAGUGUUUGGAAUGAGUAUAUUCAGUUGUCCCUUGAAUAUAAACCAUUAAAUUUAGGACAGGGAUUUCCAGAUUUUCCUCCUCCCAAAUAUGUAACAGAUGCCUUGAGCCAAGUUGCAACUGGAGAUAACUGUAUGGUUCAUCAAUACACCAGAGGAUUUGGUCAUCCUAGACUUAUUGCUGCUCUGGCAAAACUGUACUCUAAACUAAUCGGUAGGGAUAUCGACCCCCAAACAGAAAUAUUAACCACUUUAGGGGCAUAUGAGGCACUGUUUUCUACCAUUUCAGGGCAUGUUGAUUAUGGGGAUGAAGUUAUAAUAAUUGAACCCUUCUUUGACUGCUAUGAACCAAUGGUGAAAUAUGCAGGUGGUGUCCCUAGAUUUAUUCCACUAAGAUUGAAAGAAGAAGUAUCUGGAAGAUCUAUUUCUUCAGCUGACUAUAUAUUGGACAAAGAUGACCUUGAACGUACAUUUAAUUGCAAAACUAAAGCAAUUAUCUUAAAUACGCCAAAUAAUCCACUUGGUAAGGUAUUCACUGAAGAAGAAUUGUCUCAUAUAGCUGACCUGUGCAAGAAGUGGAAUGUGCUGUGUAUAUCUGAUGAAGUGUAUGAAUGGAUAGUUUACAAGCCCCACAAACAUAUCAGAAUUGCAACGUUACCGGGCAUGUGGGAAAGAACAAUUACAAUUGGAUCAGCUGGUAAAACUUUCAGCGUGACUGGGUGGAAAUUAGGGUGGGCCUAUGGUCCAGCAAACCUUUUAGUUAAUUUGCAAAUAAUCCAUCAAAACUCUGUUUAUACUGGAGUUACUCCUAUUCAGGAGGCCACAGCUAUUGCUUUUGAAAAAGAACUUACACGUCUAAAUGAUGAUGAGUGUUAUUUUAAUUCUAUAUCCGUGGAGUUAGAGCCAAAGAAGAAUUAUAUAGCCAAUUUUCUGCAGGAGGCAGGAAUGAAGCCGGUGAUACCAGAAGGGGGUUACUUCAUGAUAGCCGAUUGGUCUCCUCUCGAAUCCAAGGUUGAUUUGAAUUCUGAGAAGGACAAAUACCGCGAUUACCGUUUUACAAAAUGGAUGACAAAAAAUGUGGGACUUCAGGCUAUACCUUCUACUGCAUUUUAUAGUGUCCCACAUAAACCACUGGCGGAAAAUUAUGUAAGAUACUGUUUUAUUAAGAAAGAUGAAAAUUUGAAGCAAGCCGCAGAAUUAUUAAGGAAAUGGAAAAAUGGCCAAAAAUAAUUUGUUAUAUUAUAGCCUUCUUAUGUGUGUAAUAUAAAACAAUUUUAUUUAUCUA
Anoplophora glabripennis (Asian longhorned beetle) is the source of this 1549-nucleotide messenger RNA. Its product is annotated as kynurenine--oxoglutarate transaminase 3. Lineage: Eukaryota; Metazoa; Arthropoda; Insecta; Coleoptera; Cerambycidae. Bases 109 to 1494 code for a protein of 461 amino acids. Gene Ontology annotation, biological process: biosynthetic process. Gene Ontology annotation, molecular function: L-kynurenine:2-oxoglutarate transaminase activity; pyridoxal phosphate binding. The transcript has 8 exons. The record is from RefSeq and is a predicted model, not a curated record. Gene Ontology annotation, cellular component: mitochondrion; cytoplasm.